Psammomys obesus (fat sand rat) is the source of this 1411-nucleotide messenger RNA. It is a transcript of the gene Plekho1, whose product is annotated as pleckstrin homology domain containing O1. Bases 65 to 1285 code for a protein of 406 amino acids. Lineage: Eukaryota; Metazoa; Chordata; Mammalia; Rodentia; Muridae. The transcript is spliced from 6 exons. Gene Ontology annotation, cellular component: muscle cell projection membrane; ruffle membrane. Gene Ontology annotation, biological process: regulation of myoblast fusion. The record is from RefSeq and is a predicted model, not a curated record.
GCCCGGGCCGCGGGUAGCCAGCGCGAGCGGCCGGCCGAGCGGCGGAGCGGCCGCCCACCCCGCCAUGAGGAAGAGCGGCUCCGGCAAGCGGGGGCCCCCGGAGGGAAGCCAGCACCCCGCGGCGCCCGAGAAGGUCGGCUGGGUCCGGAAAUUCUGCGGGAAGGGCAUUUUCCGGGAGAUUUGGAAAAACCGCUAUGUGGUGCUGAGAGGCGACCAGCUCUACGUCUCCGAGAAGGAGGUAAAAGAUGAGAAAAAUAGUCAAGAGGUGUUUGACCUGAGUGACUAUGAGAAGUGUGAAGAGCUCCGGAAAUCCAAGAGCAGGAGCAAAAAAAACCACAGCAAAUUCACCCUGGCCCGACGCAAGCAGCCAGGCACCACGGCACCCAACCUGAUCUUCCUGGCGGUGAGUCCUGAGGAAAAGGAGUCGUGGAUCAACGCCCUGAGCUCAGCCAUCACCAGAGCUAAGAACCGGAUCUUGGAUGAGGUCACAGUCGAGGAGGACAGCUACCUUGCCCACCCUACUCGAGACAGAGCAAAAAUCCAACACUCCCGCCGCCCUCCAACUCGGGGACACCUCAUGGCUGUGGCGUCGACCUCUACCUCAGAUGGGAUGCUGACACUAGACCUGAUCCAAGAGGAGGACCCUUCCCCAGAGCAGCCAGCCUCCUGUGCCGAGAGCUUCCGGGUCGAUCUGGACAAGUCUGUGGCCCAGCUGGCUGGUGGUCGCAGGAGAGCGGACUCAGACCGCAUCCAGCCCUCCUCACACCGGGCAGGCAGCCUCUCCCGGCCGUGGGAGAAGCCGGACAAGGGCGCCACCUACACCCCGCAAGCACCCAAGAAAUUGCCCUCUACCGAGAAGUGCCGCUGUGCCUCCCUGGAGGAGAUCCUGUCACAGAGGGACACGGAUCCAGCCCGACCCCUCCACCUUCGGGCGGAGGAAGCCCCCGCCCCCGCCCAGCCGGGUCAGCUGGCCCGGAUCCAGGACCUGGUAGCAAGGAAACUGGAGAAGACUCAGGAGCUGCUGGCCGAGGUUCAGGGACUGGGAGAAGGCAAGCGGAAGGCCAAGGACCCGCCACAGUCUCCACCCGACUCUGAGUCGGAGCAGCUGCUGCUGGAGACAGAGAGGCUGCUGGGAGAGGCUUCCUCCAACUGGAGCCAGGCAAAGAGGGUACUGCAGGAAGUCAGGGAGCUGAGGGACCUGUACAGGCAGAUGGACCUACAGACCCCCGACUCCCGCCUCAGGCAGAGCUCCCAGCACAGUCAAUACCGGAAGAGCCUGAUGUGAAGGAGGGGGCGGGUCUGGAAUUUGGGGGCCACAGACUCUUUAUCUUUAAAUGUUGCAGGAUAAAGCUUUUUUUAUUUACCUCAAUCCCGAAAAAAAAAAAAAAAUGAAAUUCAUUGCUUUUGCUGA